UCACAAAGUCUUGAAUUCCCCAAGACAGUCCCUUCAAUUUUCCAAAUUUUCAAUCUAGUCCUCUGAAGUGAGCUAUGGCCGAAGUGGAGGUGACCAUCUCUUCCGCCAAGGAUCUCAAGAACGUCAACUGGCGUUACGGUCUGACGAGGCCAUAUGCCGUCGUUUGGGUUGAUCCCAAGAAUAAGUCCAGCAGCAAGGUCGACGAAGAAGGGGACAUUUUCCCCUACUGGGAUGAGACCCUGAUCAUCCCCUUGCCGGGGCCGAUCGACGACGGCACCACUCUCUACAUCGACAUCGUCCACGCCGGCAGUGAGGAGGACACCAAGAAGCUUAUCGGCUCCGCCAGGCUCAGGCUGAAGGAAGUCCUUAACGACUCCGGAUACGGCGAGCGAGCCAAGCGGACUCUGCAAUUGAAGCGCCCCUCCGGUCGGCCCCAUGGGAAAAUCGAUGUUAAGGUUUUGAUCAGAGAGCCUCGCUACCGUUCCCGUGAUGCGUACUACGCAGCUCCCUAUGGAGUCCCCCCACCUUCUGCUUCUAGGGACUACGCUGCUCCGCCACCUUACGGCGAUCCAUACGGCUCAGCUCCACCGCCACCAGCAAACCCCUACUACCAGGCACCCCCACCGUCUGGUUACCCGUAUGGGCAGCCUCAGUACGGUGCGCAGCCAUAUGGGCAACCUCAGUACGGUGCGCAGCCAUAUGGGCAACCUCAGUACGGUGCGCAGCCAUAUGGGCAACCUCAGUACGGUGAAGGAUCGGCAGGGUACUAUGCACCGGAGGAGAAGAAGAAGAGCAAGUUUGGAGGGAUGGGAACGGGAUUGGCUGUGGGUGCGGUGGCAGGAGCGUUGGGUGGGCUGGCGUUAGCGGAAGGGUUUGACGCUUUGGAGGAUAAGAUAACUGACGACGCCGCGGAUAAGGUCGAGGAUGAUCUUGGAUACGACGAGGAAGACUAUUAGAUCGUCCUGAAGAUAAAAAGCACCCUGUUUGGGCGCAAAUCCUGCCUGCGAGUUGGCCUGGGGGACUCAUUCUGUUCUCUGUCUGUCUGUGUUUUUUUUUUUUAAUAUAUAUUUACUGGUUGAUGUUGAUUUUCAAACUUUUUUUUUUUUUAUUAAAUGGCCCAAACAUGG
Messenger RNA from Rubroshorea leprosula, 1127 nucleotides. The record is from the annotation of a GenBank genome assembly. Lineage: Eukaryota; Viridiplantae; Streptophyta; Magnoliopsida; Malvales; Dipterocarpaceae.